Molecule: messenger RNA, 720 nt
Organism: Arctia plantaginis
Lineage: Eukaryota; Metazoa; Arthropoda; Insecta; Lepidoptera; Erebidae
Source: the annotation of a GenBank genome assembly
AUGGAUGAAAACAUUGAUAACAAUGUUGCCGUUCUCGCUAUGUUGGACAAUCAAUCCACCACAUACAAACCUAAUUUACCUAUAACAAACUAUAAUCACAGUCACACAAUGACUCGAGAGGAAUCCGAAGUAAAUGAAACUAAUAAACAAAAUGUAAUUUGGACUAAAAAUGCAACACUUAUGCUCUUGAGCUUGUAUGAAACAAAAAUGCACAUGUUGGACAACCCAAAAAAGAAAUCCAAAAUGUGGAUAUCAAUGGCAGAAGAAUUAAAAGCAUUAAAUGUUGAGGUAACUCCAGAUCAAGUCCGGUGGAAAAUAAAUGCUCUAACUAAAAAAUAUAAAGAUUGCAUUGACAGUGGACAAGGUGCCAUGGCAUUCAAAUUUUUUAAUGAAAUGCAUCAGAUACUGGGGCAAUAUACUGAUAAUUCAGGAUCAUACAGAUUAGCAUCAGGUGUUAUGCAUGGCCAAGAUGAGUUAGAUAAAGAUAAAAAAGGGCAGGAAGAACAGAAACAUAUAAGAGAUGAACGAUACGAAAGAAAUUUAAGGUUACGGGAAGAAGAAUUACAACUGAGGAAGAAAGAAUUAGAAAUUAAACAAACACUAGCAUUAAAGAAAUUGCAACUAAAGGAAAAAAAACAAGAAGAAAUGCUAAAAAUUGAACAAGAGAAAUGUGCUCUUCUGAGAAAAUUAUUAGGAAUACAAGAUGUUUUAUCACAGUAA